UCCUGCUGGUGCUGUUAUUGGAGUUGUUGUAGGACUGCUGCUGCUGGCACUCUGCUCUCUCACUGGACUCUUCAUCUGGAGAAGGAACAAAAAUGAUUCAGACUUGCACAGAACUCUUCAUCAUUUUCAUUGGACAGAAAUUCAGCUCCUGUCUGAUCACAGGUUUGUCUCCAAAUCUGCAGCUCCUGUGGAGUGUUCCCGGUCUGCAGUGGUCAGUAACUAUAGAUAGUGCUCCAAGGAAGGAAAAGCAGAGAGAAAAGCCCCUACCAACAGAAAGACUCCCACAUCCGUCCGCAAGGAGGAAGCCGCAGCUCGGUCCUUUACCCACCCGACUUUAUCAAAUCAAGAUGAAAACGUUAUUUUUGUUGCUUCUCUUCUGUCACGUUUCAUCAGCAGUGAAACACUCUCUGAAGUAUUUUCUAACUGGAUCCAGUGGAGUCCCAAACUUAUCAGAGUUUGUAGGAUCUCUAGAGGUUGAUGGAAGUCUGGUCGGUUACUGCGACGGCAACAAAAAGAUAAUAAAACCAAAACAGGACUGGAUGAAAAAACUAAUUGAAGAUGAUCCUCAGCACUUAGAGUGGGCCACUAAGCAGUGUUUUCAGAGAGGGCCAAACAUAUUCAAAGUCAGGAUUCAGAAUUUGAAGCAGCGCCUCAACCAAACUGAAGGUGUCCACAUUUUACAGGAGAUGUUAGGAUGUGAGUGGGAUGAUGAGACUGGAGAGGUUAAUGGUUUUAAUCAGUUAGGUUAUGAUGGAGAAGACUUUAUAUCUCUUGACCUGAAGACAUUGACAUGGAUCGCUCUGAAACCUCAGGCUGUCCCCAUCAAACUGAUGUGGGACACUGACAAAGCUAGAAUAAAAGUCAAGGAAAUUGACCUCACUAAGAUUUUCCCUGAGUUACUGAAGAAGUAUGUGGCCUAUGGAAACAGCUCUCUGCAGAGAAAAGACAUUCCCUCAGUGUCUCUCCUCCAGAAGACUCCCUCCUCUCCAGUCAGCUGCCACGCUACAGGUUUCUACCCUGACAGAGCCACACUCAUCUGGAGGAAAGAUGGAGAGGAGAUUCAUGAGGACGUGGACCACGGAGAGAUCCUCCUCAACCACGAUGGAUCCUUCCAGAUGAGUGUUGACCUGAACCUUUCAUCAGUCACACCUGAAGACUGGAGGAGGUACGACUGUGUGUUUCAGCUCUCUGGUGUGAAAAACGACAUUGUCAUCAGACUGGACAAAGCAGAGAUCAGGACCAACUGGGUUUCUCCCUCAGAGUUUCCUGCUGGUGCUGUUAUUGGAGUUGUUGUAGGACUGCUGCUGCUGGCACUCUGCAUCACUGGACUCUUCAUCUGGAGAAGGAACAAAAAUGGAUUCAGACCUGCAAACACUUCAGACUCUUCAGCAUCGCUGUCAGACAGAAAUUCAGCUCCUGACUGAUCACAGUGAGUUCCCACUGAAGAUACAAGAGAACUCCAAUGACGUUACCGUGGCAUCCAAACCGUUCUUUCUUUUCCAGAGAACACUUUAUUCUCAUUUACAGAAGACAUAUUUAUUUAGGAAAAUAUUUGGAACAUUGAGAUGAGAAGUCAGAGACCCUGUCAGAACAAGUAUGAAUUCCUUUACUCACCAAAGAAGAUUAUUUAGGUGUCAGUCAGAGCUGACAGAAGCAUUACUGUCGAGGAAAUCCUCCAGGAGUAACAACAUCUGGAGUGAUGCUACUGUCCAGCUACCAAAAAGGAGGUCCUGGACCUUAUCUAGUUUAGAUUAUGAGGCACUACUUAUCAUUCUUUGUUGAUUAGUAGUAAGUUUCAUGUUUCUACUUUUGAAACACACUAAAGAAGACUUUUCACUUAACCCUGUUGUAAAAUAUUGUCUCUCUAUUGUGUCAGAAAAUCAAACAAUAAAAUCUUAGUCCUCAUAUAUAAAUAAGCACUAAUGGCUUAGCCCCAACAUGUAUCACUGAGCUGCUUGUACAAUAUGAAACUGUUGGGCCUCUGAGGUCUUGUGGAACUGCUUUUUAAAUUCUGGUAUGUAUACACACCAAUUUUUUAUCUAGCUAUAUUUAUCUGCUGUUACAUUUGAUACAUUUUAUUGCUUUUCACUGUUUUAGGAUCCGUUCUUUUCUGAAUUACUGCACCUUAAAAUCUGUGUUUGUGGAUAUGAAGUUGGGCUUUACAUCCCUCCUGUUAAUCCAUAUAUGGUUAUGGUUCCCACAAACUAAUAAAAAUGUGAAGGAAACUAAA
Molecule: messenger RNA, 2230 nt
Organism: Dicentrarchus labrax (European seabass)
Lineage: Eukaryota; Metazoa; Chordata; Actinopteri; Moronidae
Product: major histocompatibility complex class I-related gene protein-like
Exons: 12
Coding region: 93-1424 (443 amino acids)
Biological process (GO): immune response
Cellular component (GO): external side of plasma membrane
Source: RefSeq, a predicted model, not a curated record